Benincasa hispida (wax gourd) is the source of this 1795-nucleotide messenger RNA. Its product is annotated as Clathrin adaptor complex small chain family protein. Gene Ontology annotation, cellular component: membrane coat; AP-3 adaptor complex. Gene Ontology annotation, biological process: intracellular protein transport; Golgi to vacuole transport. NCBI's taxonomy places the organism in Eukaryota, Viridiplantae, Streptophyta, Magnoliopsida, Cucurbitales, Cucurbitaceae. The record is from RefSeq and is a predicted model, not a curated record.
AGAAAAAAGAGUUUAAUCUAUCAAAUAAUCCUAAACUCCCUCAUCCUCACGCCGUCGACCCCCUCCCCUCUCUCUGCUUGGAUUUUCCCCCGGCGGUGACUUAACUGCAAAGACCCACGAAUCAGCGGCGCUUGGACGGUUCCAGCGGUACCGGCAAAAUCCUAUCCACGUGGUGACUGUGUUAUCUUCAUCGGUGCACUCUUCGACGGCGUCUACUUCCGCAACGAUGUGUGGCGGCACAUGCGAAUGCUACACCACCGGCGGUUUCCGGCGACUCCGCGAACACCACAUCCAACUGCUGUAGGUGACCUUGCGUGCCACGGGGACGUGGUUCUCAACGGUGUCGUGAACAAAAACCCAUGAACAAGCGGUGAUGUUGUCAUUGAAGUAAGUCUUCGGUGGUUAUAACACUUGGAUUGGCCUCAAAUCCGAUUACCAAUUACGUUUAGAGUUCAGAUCUACAAGUUUAGACACUUCCGGACGGCAACCAGUGAAGAUCAUAGCCUUUUUGGUUAGGUUCAAGAGGAUCAAAUGAAAGUUCUGAAAGAAGUGAAGUUUGAAGUUCUUGCCCAAGACAUCGAAACAUUUUGUAGGAUUUGAUAGUUUACCUUAUAAAUCUUUUGUAAGAAAUUGUUUCCACCGAACUGUAUCCAGACGGUAAAAAACGUGCGAUUGAGUGCUAUAACCAACUGGAGUGCUCAGGGCCCGUACCACCAUGAUACGGGCAGUGAUAGUGAUGAAUACUCAGGGCAAGCCUCGGUUUGCUAAGUUCUACAAUUUUCAGCCUGUAGAGAAGCAGCAGGAACUCAUUCGCAGCGUCUAUGGAGUACUUUGCAGUCGAGCUGAGAACGUCAGCAAUUUUGUGGAGGCUGAGUCCAUAUUCGGUCCAGACUCGCGUCUUGUUUACAAACACUUUGCAACCCUUUAUUUCGUGCUUGUCUUCAACAGUUCUGAGAAUGAGCUUGCCAUGCUUGACCUGAUACAAGUUUUUGUAGAAACAUUGGACAAGUGCUUCAAAAAUGUAUGCGAGCUUGACUUAGUUUUCAACUACAGCAAGAUGCAUACUAUUUUGGAUGAAAUUAUUUCUGGUGGCCAAGUGCUAGAGACCAGUUCUUCUGGAGUGAUGAAGGCUGUUGAAGAAAUAUCCAAGCUAGAAACAGCCUCAAAUUCUAUCAACUUUGUCUCGAAAACAGUUUCUGGUUGGCGGGGUUGAGUUUGUUGUUUUAAGCGAGCUGGCUACACGAUUCAGAAGGAUUCUUUUGAUGCUAUGCCUUCAAAAUUUUGGUAGAUCUGUUAUUGAUUUUGACUAAUUAAGUGGAUAGGCAAUUCACCAAGCUAUCUGACUCGAGGACAACACAUUUGCAUCGUUAAUCGACAGAUUUCAGAUGCCUGCAGGGUAGAGUCACUUAUCUCGAGCAUGGUUCUUAAUGGUUCUUAAUGGUUCUUAAUGGCCAUGCUCACGAGCAUCUGCUUGAUCUUAUUUUGAAGACUACUUUGCUUCACCUGGAUUUUGAUUCUAUUUACAAUUGAUGAAAUGCAGUUUCUCAAAAUAUAUUGAGACCUGUGUUGCCAGGGUAUGAUCCAGUAGGUCAUAUAUUCCUAGAUCUUUUUAUCUUAAUUCUUAUCGGUAUCCCUUUAAGAUGAUGUCUCUUUAAUUGGGGCACUAUUCUUGGAUUGAAUUUUUUUAGAAUCGAAUGUUUGUUUGGACUUUAUGAACUUUGAUAUUAUAUUAGAUAAAUAUGAUCCAUUUCAAAAUCAAUUGAGAAUGAAAGGAGUAUCUCAUGUUUGUGAGGUC